Molecule: messenger RNA, 3180 nt
Organism: Choloepus didactylus (southern two-toed sloth)
Lineage: Eukaryota; Metazoa; Chordata; Mammalia; Pilosa; Megalonychidae
Gene: MCUR1
Product: mitochondrial calcium uniporter regulator 1
Exons: 9
Coding region: 87-1220 (377 amino acids)
Biological process (GO): calcium import into the mitochondrion; positive regulation of mitochondrial calcium ion concentration
Cellular component (GO): mitochondrion; mitochondrial inner membrane
Source: RefSeq, a predicted model, not a curated record
CCCACGCCCGCUCCUGCCGUCCUACUAGGGCGCUGGGGCCGCGCGUGACCGGCGCCGGGAGCGAGCGACAUGAUCGCGCGUCCCCAAUGACCGCCUCGGGGAUGGACCGCGGACCCAGCGCGGCCGGGAAGCCAAAGCGCCCGCUGAGCUGCCGGCAUCUUCUUUUCUUACUGCCCGCCGGCCGAGGCGGAAGCCCGGGAGGCCCCUGUACUCCAGCCUGCCGCUGCUUUUCCGCGCUCCGGGGCGGUCUGGGGGCGCUGCGUUCCCGCACCCCGGCGGCUCGCCCCGGCGCGUCACGUGCCUCCCCGCUGCUCCUCCUCCUGCUCGUGCCCUCCCCGCGCUUUGCCACCGCCGCCCCGCGCCGCCCGCUGGGGGACUGGGAACGCUUGCGCCCCGGAGGCUCGGCUCUACCCGCGCGGGGCCCCGGGCCGUCCCCUGCCGGGCGCGGCGGCGCGCGGAGGUGCCCAUCGUGCCUCGCCGCGGGCGUCGCCUGUGCUGCCGGCGCCCUUCAACUGGGCCGCGUCCCGGCUACCGCCCUCGCUUCCUCGAGUAGAGAACUAAGCCUCUCUGCUGGGUCCCUGCAGCUGGAGCACAAAAGGAGAGAUUUCACCUCUUCUGGGAGCAGAAGGCUCUACUUUGACACCCACGCUUUAGUGUGUUUACUUGAAGAAAAUGGGUUCACCACUCAACAAGCAGAAAUCAUCAUGUCUGCCUUGGUCAAGGUCGUGGAGGCCAACAUGGACAUCGUGCACAAAGACAUGGUCACCAAGGUGCAGCAGGAGAUCACUCUUCAGCAAAUAAUGUCACAGAUUGCUAACGUGAAAAAGGAUAUGAUUAUUUUGGAGAAGAGUGAAUUUUCAGCCCUCAGAGCAGAAAAUGAGAAAAUAAAACUUGAGCUUCAUCAGGUAAAGCAACAAGUAAUGGAUGAAGUGACCAAGGUCCGAACAGAUACCAAAUUAGACUUCAAUCUAGAAAAGAGCAGAGUAAAAGAAUUGUAUUCAUUGAAUGAAAGGAAGCUGCUUGAAAUGAGGACAGAAGUAGUGGAGUUGCAUGCCCAGCAAGAUCGAGCUCUCACCCAGACUGACCACAAGAUAGACACUGAGGUCGCCGGCCUCAAAACCAUGCUCGAGUCGCACAAACUUGAUAACAUUAAAUAUUUAGCAGGGUCUGUAUUUACAUGCCUAACAGUAGCUCUGGGAUUUUAUCGUCUGUGGAUAUAAUAAAGUCUAUUUAAAGAGAUCUCUAUUAUUUUGCCUUAAAAGUACCGGAUUAGUGUCUUUUUUUCUCAUUUCAAAUUUUAGCUCUGAUUUUGUUUCAAUGCAUAUUACUUCUUUGUAUGCAAAUUAUGGGCCUAUAGCCAAGGUAAUGAAGUCAAGAAUUUCAUAAACACUCCUUUCAUCUUUCUAUGUAGUUGAAUUUCAGUGCUGAACAAUGCUGGGCAAAAGCAUUGACGAGUCCACUCAGCUGGACCAGUGAACUUGGUCUAACCUGUGGUACAUACCAGUAGUAAAUAUCCGGUAUCAUUUUCUACAGUUUUAAGCCUGUUGUCACUUGGAGGCUUUGGGGUCUUUAUUUAAAAGGCACAAUAGUUUAAUAAGUGCUAAGGGAUCGCUGAAACUAAGCCAAGGCCACUAAAUCCUCUUUACCUGAUGAGCCAACGCUUAACAUCUGUUAAGUCCCUGAAGCAAAUUUUUUGACUGCGGAGUACUGUGUUUCAGCCGUCGUUGGUUGGUGCGUUUAUGAUACAGCUGUACUUCUACACCCAAAAGGAGUGUGUUUGGUUUUUUCAAAAUUUCUGUUACGGUUAUUUUUUCUGUGAUUUCCAAUUAGAAAAUUGUGUCGCCUAAUGGUUGUAAUGUGAUAGGAAAUCUCUUUUUACCUGUUGGAAUGUUAAGUUUCCUUCCUCCCCUCCCUCCUGGUUCCGCCUUCCUCCUCCUCUCCUUCUCCAUUCCCCCUUGCCUCCUUCCGUUUCUCUCCCUCUCUUCUCUUCCCUCCCUCUCUGUUCUCCACUCCUUUCCUUCCUCCUUUCCCUUUCCUAGCCUCCCUCUACCUCCUCUCUCCCUUACCCCUCCGUCUCCCCCCUCUACGUUCCCCACUCCCUCUCUCCCUUUUGAUUUGAGGGCUGUAACUGCUCUCCAUUUGUAGCGUUACAUGCCUAGAAAACCUAAGAUUCUUGGCAUGGAACUCUGCUUCAAUUUGUGGACAGGGUCUCCUUCUUUCUGUUCUUCAUCUGCUUUUUAUACAUUGAAGGCCCUCAGUUUUCCUUCUCUAGUGAUGGGUGUGCACUUUUUAGAAAUAAACCUUAUGCCUAUAACGAGUAUAUCUUUGCCCGUUACCAGCUCAGAUCGUGGGCUUUCAAGAUUAGCGAACUGGAAGCAGGCAUCCUCCUAAUCUCCAUCAGUCUCUUGUGGUUAAGAUGUCCACACACCUACCUUACUCCCAUAUUUAAAAAAAAAUAAAUUCCUAGAUGCAACUGGGGACAUUUUGAGAGACACAUUCUCUUCUUACUGAAAUGACUGGCAGCUGUGAGACAAGAGACAUUUUAGAAUAAUGACAUCGAUAGAACAUCGUCUUUCUCCUCAUGCACGCAUGGGCCUCAGUGCAGAUGCCGCAUAAAGAUUUCCUUGUCAAAUUGGUAGAAUAAGUUACCCGUUGUCACUGUCCUGACCAAACUGGUAAAAAAUUUACCUUGGCAUUUGACUGUCAUCUCUGAAUUUUGGAAAGCAUAAAUCGUUACCUUUUUAGAAAACAUUUGUUUAGAACUAAGAUCCUGAGCUGCAAAUAAAUAUGAAAAUCAAGUAUUUUUGCAUUAGUGGUAUCAAUUGCAAAGCAAACCGUCAUAAUUUAAUGUUUUUAAUGAAGAUCCAACUUUUGCUUAAAAUACUUUAUUGUUAUACAGGCAUACCUUGUUUCGCAGAAUUGUUUUUUUGUUUGUUUUUUACAAAUUGAAAGUUUGUGGCAGCCCGGCAUGGAGCAAACUUACAAAGAUUGUUUUUCCAACAGCAUGUGCUCACUUCAUGUCUCUGUGUUAUCUUUUGGUAAUUCUCAGAAUAUUUCAAACUUUUUCAUUAUUAUUAUAUCUUUUAUGCUGCUCUGUGAUUAUUUGGGGGUGCCACAAAUCACACCCAUAUAAGACAGGGAACUCGAUCAAUAAAGACUGCGUGUGUUCUAACUGCUCCA